Messenger RNA from Aspergillus ochraceoroseus IBT 24754, 2313 nucleotides. RefSeq lists its product as uncharacterized. The transcript has 2 exons. The record is from RefSeq and is a predicted model, not a curated record. NCBI's taxonomy places the organism in Eukaryota, Fungi, Ascomycota, Eurotiomycetes, Eurotiales, Aspergillaceae. Bases 1 to 2313 code for a protein of 770 amino acids.
AUGGGUUUAUCGAAAGAUAACACAGAUAUCAAAACAGAGCGAAAGCUCUCUGGGGAAAACCCCCCAGAAUACACCAUCGCAGAGACAGCUCAGUUGCCGUGUAUUCCUCCCUUAAAUCUAACCCAAAAUACGGGCCCUGCAGAGUAUACGACAGUCACUCAGGAUGAGUGCAUUGCGCAUCUUAAAUUUCUAGCAGCACUCUCCGAUCUACGCGAUGCUAUAACGAGUGUUCCAAACCAAUUCAAUAUCUCGGACCCCGAUCCACAAAUAUUUGGGUCCAAAAUCAACGAGGCAUGGGCUUUGGUAAAGGAAAAACGAUGGGCUGUCUUUACAGCCAAGGCCGUGGAGCGUUAUACCGUUUGGUGGAAGGACUGCUUGAAAUCAUCUCCACGCCCCACGGUAGAUUUUCUUCGAACAAGUGCGUACAGCACAAUAGCUUCCAACGCUCACCCUAUUUUUUUACAUCAUGAUACUUUACCUCCCUUGGAUGUGUUGAUGGUAUGGCAUGCACAUAUGCUCAAUCCUAGAGCUUUCCUAGAAGAUUGUAUACGACAGGGAAAUAUACAGUUCUGGUCCGGUGGAUUCCCAUGGGAAGCUAUCAACGCUUCUAUUAAUGACCAAACUUUGAAUUACGAGCCCGGAAGCAAAGCCACAAUGCAUUUUGAAGUGAAGACAGGCCACAAAUGGGAUAACCUACAGGACUUUCCUCGAAAGCCCUUAAGGUGUCCGGGAUGCAACCGUUGGCUUUCGGUGCCUUGGACGGACGGGAAAUUAACGCUUCCGCUUGACCAAGCCUUCGAGAGUUGGAAUGGCUUCACAGACAAGAACUUCGUUGCCAAUUGCCCUAAAUGCGACUUCAAGGUCGAUCAUGGGAUUUUGAGAGUUAAGAAGUUUCGUGAUGAUGCCAAAAAAUUGUAUAAUUCCAAAUUUCCGAUGCCAGGAACGCUCUAUGACAUACGAGGCGUCCCCACAUCAUGGCACCAACCACAGCGGAAAAACAAGCAAGGAGACUUUCCCAAUCGAAUCAUUCGCGCUGCUAGCCAUGAUCUAUUGGAAUACACCAAGCCCAAGCUCAAGAUGUGCCCUAGUGUAGGGCAUCUGCGCGACUACCUGGACACCUUACUCAAGGACAAAAAGAUCAUGUCUGAGGCCAACAGCGGCUCCUCCCAACUGUCUCUCUACAAAGGAGAGCGUAUCGCCUUCCGCCGAAUGAUGUCUCGUUACUGGGACAAUAGUUCCUUUUUCGCUCUCGAUCUAGUCGGAGCUGUCGUCCGGCAGGGCACGUUCAUCCAGAAAAUGGACAAUAUCAACUGGCUCCGCUCCCCGGCUCUGAGAGAGACCAUGCUCCGCCUCAUCCGCAAGUACUCUGUCUUCUUCCAAAUUAUGUCUUCCAACCCGACACGUAUGGCUGUCCCCACCCUCGACGUCGACCUAGCCUGGCACACCCACCAACUCGACCCCAAACGAUACUACACAUUUUCAACCUACCGGACCCAGAAGGACGCCGGGAAACGCGCCAUCUUCAUCGACCACGACGACAAAGUCAGCGAGGUCAAACUCUCCGAUGGCUUUGAAUGGACCAGCAAAAUGUACCGCAAAUACACCGGUGGCGGAAUCUACAGCGAAUGCACCUGCUGGUACUGCGAGGCCAUUCGGGCUUCCGACCUCCGAAGCAGCCACAUCUUCUCCAUGUCCACACCUAAAGCCCGCAACGCGGCUUCCGAUCUCCACGACCGCCCAGAUGUCUCCUCCGACCCAAACAAAAACCCUCACAUCUCCGCCCACAGCGCCGUCCGAACAAGGGAAUUGCCCGCCGACGGCGUCGAUCCGAACCAGGUCAAGUUCCUCAAGCUCCGCAGCGACUACGAGAGAGAGCGCCGCCGCCAGGAAAAACGCAAUCGUAAGGACAGCAAGUCUACACCUGAUCACGGAAGCUCGGGGGACCCCUUUGUUUCUUACCCGAUGGUGUGGGGGUAUCCGGUCUAUGUCCCUUACUACGGCCCUUAUACCUGUGACCCUGGCGUGCACCCGGAUAGCUACGCUGCGGAUCCAAGCUGCAUGAGUCUCACCCCUGGAUCGCAUGGUAACUGCUGUACGGGAACCUGUGGGGGACAAGUUGCGGCUGGUGGCUGUGCUGGGAGGGGAGGAGCUUGUGGGGGAGGCUCUGCUGGUGGAUGCUCAGGUGGCGGUGGAUCUUGCGGGGGAGGAGGGGGAUGCGGAGGGGGAGGAGGCGGUGGUGGUUGUGGUGGUGGUGGCGGCGGCAGCAGCGGAGGGUGCGGCGGCGGCGGAGGAGGAUGCGGUGGUGGUGGUUGA